Molecule: messenger RNA, 694 nt
Organism: Paramecium pentaurelia
Lineage: Eukaryota; Ciliophora; Oligohymenophorea; Peniculida; Parameciidae
Source: the annotation of a GenBank genome assembly
AUGGAUAAUUUGUAAUUAACUAGUUUCAAAGAAUAAACCACUAUUGUUUUGAUGCCUUAUCAUCUUAAAAAUAUAUCAAAAUCUAUUUAAAAUCUUAUUCCAAAGAUGAUUUUUACAUGCAGAAUACAUAAUUCAAUUCCUGUAAUUUUGUUAUUAAUUUAGAGCAUUGUAAUUGCUGUUAAGAAAGUUAACAUAGUAUCUGAAUAUCUUGAAACAUUUGAUGAUUAACCAUAAAUGUUUAUUGAUAUUGAAUAUACAGUAACAUUAUUGUAAUUACACUCAGGUUAAUAUAUAAUAUAUAAUUAUUAGGAUCUUUAGUAAAAGGAAGAUUGGUUCAAUAAUUUAAAUCACAUAUGAUUGUUCAAAUCUUUAAUAUUUUUAAUGUUUUAAUACCAGAAGAUGAAAUAAAUGAAAAGUCAUUUAUUUGGAAUGAAAAUUUCAAUGCUUUUAUGAAUAGUAUUUUAUCUAUAUAAUAAACUUAGAGUAAAAUGAGAUAUUAGAAAAUCAUAUAGAAUUAUAAAUUAAAAUCACAGAAGUUAUUUUAAAUGAAGCUGAUUAAAAAGAAUUUCAAAUUAAAGGUUCCUUAAAAGAAAGAAAAUAAACAGGAUAAAUAGAGUAUCUUGAAAAUUCUAUUGGCGAUUAAACAAAAAUUGAAGGAAUUAUAGCAAAAUCCCUUGAUUGUAUAAAUUGAUAU